This is a messenger RNA of Pseudomyrmex gracilis, 1614 nucleotides long. It is a transcript of the gene jhamt, whose product is annotated as juvenile hormone acid O-methyltransferase-like. The transcript is spliced from 8 exons. The coding region runs from base 428 to 1303 and encodes 291 amino acids. Gene Ontology annotation, molecular function: S-adenosylmethionine-dependent methyltransferase activity. Lineage: Eukaryota; Metazoa; Arthropoda; Insecta; Hymenoptera; Formicidae. The record is from RefSeq and is a predicted model, not a curated record.
CUGGCAUUGUGAGUUGGUCACCUAUAUCAAACUAAGUCCUGACCUGAAGAAGACUUCGGGAAUCUGAUUUUCUAUAAGAUCAAACAAUUUAUAAAAAAAAAACACUUGCGCGCGCGUGUGUGUGUGUUAUAAAAGAAUAAACUCAGAAAUCCGCAAAACAAUAACUAACGAUAAAGAUGUAAAGCUGAGAAGCGACAGAAGGUUCGCACUUGCCGAUGAGAGAAGAUGCCCGAAAAGAUUAUGCGCUCCGAAACCGACUGAUGUGAUGUAAAAUUUCGAGUAAUUUCUGUUAUUUAAAUAAAUAAAUUCAAAUCUAAGAUCUUACAGUAGUUUUUAGAUUGUAACAGAAAUAAACACUUAUAUUUCUCUUUCUUUUUCGAACAAUUAAAAGUGUUAAAACACUAGAUAGGAGACUAGAAGCUCCACCAUGGACCAAAGUGAUGAAUAUGUUAAUAAAGGAAGUCAGAUGCAGCAACGUGAUACACUCGAUGUUCUGCAGGAAUUUUCGGAUGAGCUUGAUCGGUUUCAUGGUAUCGUUCUCGAUAUUGGAAGUGGACCAGGAAAAGUAACAAAAAUGAUGUUAAUGCCACGUUUAAAAAACGUCAAUAAAAUAAUAGGUGCGGAUAUUUCUCAGAAAAUGGUGUGUUAUGCCGAAAAAAAUUAUGCUCAUGACAAAAUACGGUAUAUUGUUUUUAACAUUGAAAUAGUUGAACUACCAAAUGAUCAAAUUAAUAAGUAUGAACAUAUAGUUUCUUUCUAUGCCUUGCACUGGACUUACGACAUACAACUAGCCUUCACUAACAUUUACAAAAUGCUGAAACCGCAAGGAAAAGGUUUAUUUAGCUUCCUUGGUUUUCACAGUGGUUUUCGAGCGUAUCUAAAACUGAAGGAUUGUCCUGUAUAUGGGCCAUAUCUUUACGAUGCACAUCGUUACAUACCUUAUUUUCAAAGAAUAGAAGAUGAAAAUCCCGAAAAAACGUUACAAAAUAUGUUACAACAAAUUGGUUUCGAAGUUCUGCAUCUGUCCAAACGAAAAAAAAGCUACAAAUUCAAUAAACAAAGCCUGAAAAAUCACGCGUGUGCUGUCAAUCCCUUUUUAACGAGAUUACCUAAUAAUAUGAGAAACGACUUUAUCGAAAAAUUGGUUGACGAAAUAUUAAAUGAAACUACUAUAAAAGAUAAAACAAUAAACAACGAGAACAAAGACAAGUUAAAUUUAUCUUAUUACAUACUGGUAGUUUAUGUGCAAAAACCGGAUGUUGACAUAUCACAUGAAAAUGUGAAAUGUAUUAAAAAUUUCUAAUAUAAAAUUGUAAUAUAAAAUUUGGUGGUGGUAAUACUAUGUAUGAAACCGAUAUAAAUAUAAUAACAAACGUUUUAUAGAAUAUUGCGACAAUAUUAUCGUUUUCACGCUUUACGUAUGUAUUAUGCUAACUGACUGAAAAGAAUCAAACAUAAAUUCAACAUGAUUCAACAAGAUGUUUGUAAUAUUUUUAAUUGUUAAGAAAAACCUUAAUAAUUUUUUUCUUAAUAAUUUUUCUACACAACUGUGUGAUGUUCUCUAUAAGAUAGUUAAAUUAUUAAUCAAUCUUGUAUAGAGAGGUGACGCUUAUU